AGAUUCUAAAUAUGAACAGUUGAGGAGUCAUUUCUAGUCAAACUUUUGUAGGCUGGAUAUGAAAUGGAAAUAUGGAUCUGAACAAUGGUUUCAGGAAAAGCCAGUUUCAGAACGUAUUUUUCUUAAGGAUGCUCAGAAAUUUGCUGUGUUUGAUGUACACUUCAACAAGGGCAUCAAAAUUGUUCAAAAUUAUAUAGGUAGGAUUCAAGAUUGCAAAAGGCGAAAAAGAGGCAUGAGCAAGGGGUUGCAUUCUGUUAUUGAUGAGUACUGGAUGCUGGUGUUGACUGUUCGGAUCAAUCAAAUAUUGAGACAAAUGCUGUUGCUACAAGGCCAUCAAAUGGCUUGCAAAAUCAUGAUUCUUCUCUGUGCCAUGGGUUCUCCAUAGAGAAAAUUCGUGGUUCUUGUGCCCUUUUUCUUUACAAAAUUCAUGGUGCUGGCAGAGAAGAUAUCAAUGUUCAAAUGUUGGGUAUAGGGUGCCUUUCCCAGUUGAGAUUCAAAAUGUAUGUUAAAUCCUAUCAGAGGCAAUUGAAAAGAAAUUGAAGCAAGGAUAAAUGGCUUGGAAAAUAAAGGAGUGAGUUUAACAGCAAGUUCUUUAGAUUCCGCAUAAGUUGGCCACAGGUUAUUAAAAUUAGCUGUAUAAACCACAUUCGCUGGUUGGAGUUAAAAAUCUUAAGGUAGUAGGCAGUGAAGUUUGGACACUGGUGCAUCAAGGAAAAGCAGAGAAGCAGAAGCAGUAUGAUGCACUAGUGUGGAUUUCUUGUCCACCCGAUGAGGAAGAUUCGAAGACUAUAUCUUCGCCCAAGCCCCAAGGACACGGUGAGUUGUUCUUUGUGCCUCGUUUCUUAUUUUACUUUACAAAUCCAGGCAGUAUGAUGCACUAGUGUGGAUUUCUUGUCCACCCGAUGAGGAAGAUUCGAAGACUAUAUCUUCGCCCAAGCCCCAAGGACACGGUGAGUUGUUCUUUGUGCCUCGUUUCUUAUUUUACUUUACAAAUCCAGGGGAAGUUAUGGUUUAGUUCCAAUUGCAAGCCUUCUUAUCUAGUGAGGGUUUUAUAUGAAAUCAAAGUCUGACGACCCA
Molecule: messenger RNA, 1077 nt
Organism: Rubroshorea leprosula
Lineage: Eukaryota; Viridiplantae; Streptophyta; Magnoliopsida; Malvales; Dipterocarpaceae
Source: the annotation of a GenBank genome assembly